Messenger RNA from Striga hermonthica, 1275 nucleotides. The record is from the annotation of a GenBank genome assembly. NCBI's taxonomy places the organism in Eukaryota, Viridiplantae, Streptophyta, Magnoliopsida, Lamiales, Orobanchaceae.
AUGAACAUGAACUUCCCCCACCAGUCCCUCCAGAAAGCUCCCAUAGCUACCCAUUCCCGCUUCUCCGUGCUUGACUCGGAGUUAGAGGAGGAGCUUCACAUUCCCUCCGACCAUCUGGGAGCAUCGACCAGCUCCCCUUUUGAUGAUGAUGAUCUAUUACCAAGGAGAAGCCCGCGAGCAGAAACCCACGACCACCGCGGGAUCGAACGCCGAAUCUUUGCCCACGUCGCGAGCUUUCCUUCUCGUCGGCAUCUCAGCCACCCCGUACGACUGAGUAACAGCCUCUCAGCCUUAGCCGCCGUCGUAUCACAACGCUCAUCGGACACCGCUCAAAUCGCCGCAUCUCCCGGCAUUUUCCGAUCGCCAUCGCUCCACCCACAGCACUCUUCUCCCGCCGAUCCGAACAGCAGUAUUCUCCGGCCGCCACGAACGGCAGCCCACGAGGAGACCAUCGACAGCCAGUCGGUGCAUCCCGCGAACACCCCGCAGCCGUCGCGACCUAUCUUCUGGCCGGCGUACUCAAACAAAUCAUUUAAUCCAGUCGCUUAUUCUGUCCAACCAUUGGGGGCCACAACAAUGGGCCAUUUUGAUAGCACGAUACCUUCCAAAGAGGUUCUUGAUGUCUGGAGAAAUGCCAAUGCUGUAUGCUUUGAUGUGGAUAGCACAGUGUGCUUGGACGAGGGAAUUGAUGAACUGGCAGAAUUUUGUGGAGCUGGAGAGGCUGUUGCAGAAUGGACUGCCAGGGCAAUGAGUGGUUCUGUUCCUUUUGAGAAAGCACUGGCUGCUAGACUCUCUCUUUUUAACCCAUCGUUGUCCCAAUUGCAGGAGUUUCUUGAAAAGCGACCUCCAAGACUUUCUCCUGGAAUCGAUGCAUUGGUGAAGAAGCUGAAGGAGAAUAACAAAACCAUAUUUUUGGUAUCUGGAGGUUUUCGCCAGAUGAUAAAUCCCGUUGCAUCAAUGCUUGGGAUACCUUUGGAUAACAUAUAUGCCAAUCAACUUCUGUUUGGAAGCUCUGGGGAGUACUUGGGAUUUGAUCCCAACGAGCAUACUUCAAGGAGUGGAGGGAAAGCUACUGCUGUUCAACAGAUUAGGAAGACCAAAGGUUACAAGCUUCUAGUUAUGAUUGGAGAUGGUGCAACUGAUCUUGAGGCUCGCCAACCAGGUGGCGCUGAUUUGUUUAUAUGCUAUGGUGGAGUUCAGCUUCGGGAGCUCGUUGCUGCAAAAGCUGAUUGGCUUGUGUACAAUUUCAAAGACUUGAUCAACACAUUGGACUAG